Molecule: messenger RNA, 528 nt
Organism: Musa acuminata AAA Group (dessert banana)
Lineage: Eukaryota; Viridiplantae; Streptophyta; Magnoliopsida; Zingiberales; Musaceae
Product: transcriptional regulator SUPERMAN-like
Exons: 1
Coding region: 1-528 (175 amino acids)
Source: RefSeq, a predicted model, not a curated record
AUGGAAGAAGAUGGACAUAAAAAGGUCGCCACGGCAUCGAGCGAAGAGACCAGCUCUGCGGAGCCGACGGGGCACGAUGACGCCGGAACCAAGCGGCCGUACUACGAGUGCACCUUCUGCAAGAGGGGUUUCUCCAACGCGCAAGCUUUAGGGGGGCACAUGAACAUCCACCGGAAAGAUCGAGCCAGGGAGCGGCCUUCGGUCUUGGAGAGGACCGAGGACGACUCGGACGGCUACCGACACCGCGACCAGUACGCUAACAGCUGCAGCGCCUUCUACCGCCCUCCGGCCUUCGAGCCAUUGAAGGGUUACACCAUGUACUUCCCACCUGCGUCGUCAUCGUCGCCAUCAACCGGAAGGGACGAGGCGAGGAUGAGUGUGGACAGCGGCUCGCAGAUGACACACGACACGAGCCGCUUCGGUGAAGACCUACGCUUGGGCUUGACCACUCAUGGUGGAGAAGGCAGGCAGGAGGAGGAGGAGGGAGCUGAACUGGAUCUGGAGCUGAGGCUCGGCCAUCAACCAUAA